AGGAUUGCCUUCCAUUGCAUCUUUACCCAUAUUAUGCAAUGGAUAUCCUUCAGUACAAUGUACUUGACAUCUUCCAAAAUGAUGACCACAAUAUUAAGGAUAAAUGGAUAUCGUCGUGUCGGGAGUUUCGACUACGUGUUGACAACAAGAUCGAACAGAGGCAUCUCUAUGAAAAGGAAUGCAGUAAAAUAAAAUCUGUUUAUACGAAUAACUUAUCAGAGUUGCAACAGGAAUUUAACACAACAAAAUCUGAUGUAGAUUCUGUCAUAUUGGAGCAGAAAAUAACUGAUAAAAAGAUAUUAAAUGUAAUAAAGUCGCAGGAGGAUCUGAAGGAUGAACUGAAAAAGGCAAAGGCACGAAAGGAAGACUUGGUACUGGAAAUGGUGGACCUACAACACGAAGUAGAAGAAAGGAAGAAAAAGAAAGCCUUACAAUGGAAUGCCAUUAAACGUGCAUGUAACAUUUACAAAGUACAUUUGGAUAUACAAAUAAGUUUUCAAGAGGAUAAGGAUUGUCAGUUCAUAAACAUAUUCUUUUUCACAAACAAUGAAGCAACAAAGAAUAAAUACUUUAUUCAAUUAUCAUACAGUGAUAACCACUGGACAAUCCUUCAAGUGGAACCAAGAAUAAAGAAAGAGCACUUCAAUGAGCUAAGUGUUAUAAAGGUUUCUUCUGAAUGUCUCAAAGUCUCAGACAUCACUUUGUUUUUAUGUCAAAUACGAAGUAUAUUUCUAAAGCAUUACAUGAAAACGUAGAAAAAAAAAUUAUUAAACAUAUAAUGAUAUGUACAUAAUUAAAUAAAACCGUG
Cyphomyrmex costatus is the source of this 808-nucleotide messenger RNA. RefSeq lists its product as uncharacterized. The record is from RefSeq and is a predicted model, not a curated record. The transcript is spliced from 5 exons. Lineage: Eukaryota; Metazoa; Arthropoda; Insecta; Hymenoptera; Formicidae. The coding region runs from base 39 to 755 and encodes 238 amino acids.